GUAGCUGCUAAGUACAGGUCAUAUUACGCUAAGGACACUCUUAGAGACACGACUAAGAAGACACUCCACAGACCAGAGCUGCUUCACUGGGACGACAAGAAAGAGAGAGAGGACAGAAAUAAGAACAGGAACGACUUAUUUCUGUUAUACCCUGAACUACUGCAUCAAGCUCCAUUGGAUGAUACAGUAUCUCUACCCUUACCAUAUAAGGAGGUGUUGCAUCAUCAGGUCACUGUCAUAUGUAAGGAACUCUCUCUCAAACUGACACUGAGCAGACACGGGAAGAAGCAGCUGUUGGAGCCAUUUUAUGUGAGGCUCUCAUUAUUUGAUGCUGCUAAAGGAAUGAAGAUAUCAGAGGAUUUCCACAUUGAUUUCAACGAAUCAGAAUCAUUGAUCAGAGAUGAUACUGAAUCAACUGAUGAUACUGAUAUCAACAAACUAGCAAGAACUACCAACCAAGCCUUAUUCUCAGUUACAUUCCCCCACCCUGAGGUGUUCAUUGUUGCCAGGAUUGAGAAGGUUCUUCAAGGAGGAAUAUCAACAUGUACCGAACCUUACAUGAAACCAACUGAUAGUCUAAAGAUGGUUGACAAGUUCUCCAAACAGGUUACCAGCGUGAGGGAGAGACUGGGACAGUACAGGAUGCCUUUUGCUUGGGCAGCAAAGUAUGGUACAUGUACAUGUAUUACUAUUAAUGGUCAUCAGUUAAUGUUCAUCUUAUCAUGUAUACAUGUAUCUACCUAA
Amphimedon queenslandica is the source of this 744-nucleotide messenger RNA. Its product is annotated as dedicator of cytokinesis protein 9-like. Lineage: Eukaryota; Metazoa; Porifera; Demospongiae; Haplosclerida; Niphatidae. Gene Ontology annotation, molecular function: guanyl-nucleotide exchange factor activity. The transcript is spliced from 5 exons. The record is from RefSeq and is a predicted model, not a curated record. The coding region runs from base 343 to 744 and encodes 133 amino acids. Gene Ontology annotation, biological process: positive regulation of GTPase activity; small GTPase-mediated signal transduction.